Molecule: messenger RNA, 1384 nt
Organism: Malaclemys terrapin pileata
Lineage: Eukaryota; Metazoa; Chordata; Testudines; Emydidae
Product: putative defense protein 3
Exons: 5
Coding region: 1-600 (199 amino acids)
Molecular function (GO): oxidoreductase activity, acting on metal ions
Source: RefSeq, a predicted model, not a curated record
AUGGCUCACUGGAGUCCUUCACUUCUUGGCUACAUCGUCUUUUGGAACAUUAUUCGUUCAUGUGUUGCUUUUCCAACAGGAGCCCCAGCAUCAGCCUGUGAGAAUAUGAUGCCUGUGCAUAUGGGGGUCCAGCCCCAGCCAAGUCCAGCCCCCUAUGAGAUCCAGAUUGAUGUAUCUUCCUUCGUGAACAGGCAGCCGAUUAAUGUUCAGAUUGUAGGGCCGGGAUACAGAGGCCUGUUGCUGGAAGCUCGCACCUUUGGCUCCACUGCUGCACUUGGCACUUGGCAGAAUCCUGCCAAUAACACUAAGUUCUUACAGUGCUCUGGAAACCCAAAAGGUGCGAUUACUCAUUCUAACACCGAGUUAAAAACAAGCCUGACCACUUAUACCUGGCUGCCCCCAAUCUCUGGUUGCCCUGCCGUUAUUACAUUCAGGGCAACUGUAGCACAGUCUCGUGAAGUUUAUUGGCUCGGUAUCAAAUCCAAAGUGAUCUGGAGAGAUUCUAAAGCUACAUGUGGUGCUGAGAAGCUUACAUGGACAGUAAUUAUUGUGACAAUGAUGUCUUUCCACUUACUGCUUUUACCUGGCUACUUAUAUUAAGUGUUGGCGUUUCAGAGGAUCUAUUAAACGGCUAAGGAAUAAAUACAGACCAUGUAUACAAUCACUGCAUUUGCUCCUGCCAUGAAGUGGAUUCUGGAAGCCUAAGGCCUUUGUCUACACAUGUUAUACUGUUUUUAAACUAUACCAAUAUAGUUAAAGUAAUGCAACCCUCUAGUGCACAGUUAUACUGGUACAGCUUAUUCCCUACAGGCACGUUAUAUAAGUAUAACAAUGUCCCCUCUCUGGGUAUUACUCUCACAACCCUAACCAAUGCCAUUUUAAUAUUACAUGAUCUGUAUGUAGACUAGGACUAAGGUUAAAGUUGAGUAGUACAAAGCUAUAGUGAAAUCUCAGAGCAGCUAGAACUGAUCUGAAGAACAAAAUUAACGCCAUGACUUCAACUGCAUUCUAAAUUAGAACCUAUAUAAGAUCAAACUCAUUUGAUUUGUAUAAGGAAUGGUACACAUAAGGAUAUCACUACUAUAGACUCAUAGACAUUAAGGUCAGAAGGGACCAUUAUGAUCAUCUGGUCUGACCCCCUGCAUGCUGCAGGCCGCAAGACCCUUCCCUGGACUCUACCGUUGAAGUCCCCAAACCUGUGUUUUAGUGACUUCAAUCGGCUGAGACCCUCCUGCUAGUGAUCCCUGCCCCAUGCUGCGGAGGAAGGCGAAAAACCUCCAGAGGCUCAGCCAAUCUACCCUGGAGGAAAAUUCCUUCCCGACCCCAAAUAUGGCGAUCAGUAAUACCCCGAGCAUAUAGGCAAGAGUCUCUAGCCUGACCCUUG